AUGGUUGGUGCAGCCAGACCUCAGACGGCUUUCCGCCGAAUGGAAAGGGAACUCGAAACCCUAAAAACAUGGGCUUCAAAUUUCAAGCUCGAGUUCUCUGCUGCCAAAAGCCAACUCCUGUCCCUGAAAGGCGGCCUGAAGCCCCGGUACAGUGUCGGGUUCGGAAUUGGAGCGGAUGCGCCCAGGAUUUCGUCGACGGCCACAGCGAAGUACCUUGGAGUACUCCUUGACCCAAGACGGAGUUACUGGGAUCACGUCGUCUCCUGUGCCAGAAAUCAAAACCCAUGUAUAAUCGGCUUAGGACACUCUACUCUGCGAACUGGGGAAUGGGCAGAAUGGCUGCCAGGACGAUAUACAGAGGCGUCUUCCUGCCAAGGAUCACAUACGCGGCCGAGAUCUGGUCCGAUGGCACGAAACUAG
Messenger RNA from Macrosiphum euphorbiae (potato aphid), 420 nucleotides. The record is from the annotation of a GenBank genome assembly. Lineage: Eukaryota; Metazoa; Arthropoda; Insecta; Hemiptera; Aphididae.